GGGGGGGGGGGGGCAGUUGCUCAUAUCAGUAUGUAAAUCUAAAGCCGGUAAAGGUGACACAAAUUGAUAAACCCUUGCCAAACCAAAAUCUUACUUGCCUGGUUUAAAUUAAUUCUGACAGAUAAGAAUUGGUAUUUAUGAUAUGAAAGAUAGAAUAGAGAGAUAUUUUCUACAGAGAUUUUGGCGCUUUGCCAUAAAAAUAGCUGGUCCGCUAUGCCCGCGUUUUAGGGAGUUGAAUUGCGGCAGGUAAAGUGCGAACAUGCGGGUUACUUUGUUUACAACGCAUCCUGAAAAAAUAUAAAAAUUUUAACUGAAAUUCUGACAGAAAAAGAAGCACAAUGAACCCAUUAUACAUUGAAUUCUAUUGCGAAGGACUGUUAUCAGUUACUUUUGAGUUAAACUAAUCGAGCUAUUUUAUAUUGUGUACUCAUAAGAGUACUUUAAUUAAGCAAUGUUUCAAAAAUAUUUCAAACGACAGGAAGCGGAUGACAAAACAACAGAGACAAAUAUAAACUCUACAAAUUCCUACCUCAAAUUUGCAGAUGAUCCUGAGAAGGCAUGGAGCGUGGUAGGGUCAUCUCAAGUAUUCAAAGAAGUCAAAGUAGCCUGCAAUGAACCUAAACAAGAAGGACAUGUCAGAGUUGUAUGUAUUUCCGAUACACAUAAUGUGCCAAUGCUGGGUACUUUAGAAAAUAUUCCUCAAGGUGACAUCCUCAUACAUGCAGGGGACUUCACAAAACGAGGCAAAAUUCACGAAGUUGAAAAGUUUAACAAGUUUUUAGGUUCAUUUGACCACCCGCAUAAAGUGGUGAUCGCGGGCAACCAUGAUAUUGGUUUUCACGAAGAGUCAGCUCAAAGGUUGCAUCAUUUGAAUUUUGUACCAGAGGCAGAAGUGAAGGCAGUUUUGACAGAUUGUACAUAUCUACAGGACUCUGAAGUCGAGAUAUUAGGUUUGCGGAUUUAUGGCUCACCUUGGUAAGAUAUUCAAUGCUCAGUGUCUUAAGUUGUGUUCAUACUUCAAGUAGUGAUGGCCGGGCGAUACUCGGUAUUCCAUACCAGUGAUAUACCACAAACAGCGGUAUCAGUUACUGACGUGGCAUUGUUCGAUACUUGCGCCCUGUUUUGGACAAUUUGUUUAACUUACUUCAAAGUAUCAGUAUCGAAUUCUGGUAUCGCCCAUCACUAACUUCAAGCCUCAAUUGGCCAGGUUUUCCCUUCACUUAUUAGCUGACAAAUGUAUAGUCGUCCAAAGCAAAACUAGGUCCGAGCAUAGAUGAGAGAGCCUGGGAAUGAGAUUGAACCAGGUCAACAACAGGACUGUUUGACCUUACCUGACUCUAGCAAACAGGUACUAUGGUUUAAUCCUCCCAUGUAAUAUCACUGGCUCAAUAUGGGAUGAACCUCUAUGGAACACAGUUGAUAGAGCUAUCCUGUUAAUAUAGUUAUAGUGUAGUUUUAGUUAAUGAUAAUUACAUAAUAAUAAACUCUACCUCAGGACACCAGUAUUUUAUGACUGGGCAUUUCUCAAACAUCGUGGUGAUGCCAUAAAUGAAAUCUGGAAGAAAAUUCCAAAAGAUGUUGAUAUUCUCGUCACACAUGGUCCUCCUUUAGGUACGCCAAAAAUAGUACUCACUGUUUGCCUUCUAUAACUUUUCGUUCCUUGCAUCUUCUUUUGGUUUAAUUUAUUUUCAUCAUUAUAAUCAAAUGCCUUUCACUUUCGCAUUCAAUCUUCAAUUCUACCAUUCACAACUAACACAGUCUGCUGCCACAAUACCCCCCCACCCACCCAUGUUGAGGCAGCCUAUUCUAAAGAAGACAUUAAAUGUGUGGGGUGUACCCCACACAUGUAAGAUCACUGCCUGGGUUUUCUGUCCAUACAUUGAACAGUGACAUGAGUUCAGUAACCUCAGUUAAGCAAGCACUUAGAGAAGUAAUGUUUUGGUGGCAAAAAAACUGUAUGCAAACUCAUGAAACUGGUUAGCCAAAAAAAUCUUCCUGUAACUUUGACCCCUUGAUACCCCCUUGAAAAUCCAUCUGCCCCACCUCUGAGAAUCUAUCCUCCAUAAAAUCCAAACCCUUGUAUCUACCCUCGACAUUAACAAACUGGUGCACAUUACUUACACAGGUCGAGGUGAUGUGGUAAAUUUUGGCAAGACUCAUGCAGGAUGUGCAAACUUAUUGGACAUAGUACAGAAUUAUGUUAAACCUAGAUAUCAUAUCUUUGGACAUAUUCAUGAAGGUUUGUGUACAAUAGAUCUUGCAAUGUGGUUUUACUCAUAUGUACAUAUAUAGUUUAAAUGCUUGGUCCCCUAUUCAAUGUUACUAUACUCUGUUGCGUUAUCUAAAAAUGUUGCUAGCAAUGCACAUAAUAGCAAGUGAGGUCUUUUUAAAUGCUUGGUUAUUGUUCCAUUUGAUCUAUGCUUACAUUAUCACAAUGGGCAUAAAAUAUACCAAGUUAUAUACCAAAUCUAUAGUAUUCUUCUAUUUCUUACACACAUCCAUUUCCACAGGUUUUGUAAGUUGCAUAGCUGAUCAGCUAACUCAUGUUUAUAAUUGCUACUCUGAACAUUUCUUCUGGGUAUGUUUUAGGUUAUGGUUGUUCAUCAGAUGGGAGAACAACUUUCAUCAAUGCCUCAACAUGCAAUCACCUGUAUAGACCAGUUAAUCAACCUGUUGUCUUUGAUAUUGAAGUCAAUGACAGAACUUUGAAGAAUGAUGAUUCUGAAUAAUAUAAUAUAGGCUUGGUUUAUUGAAUUGAAUUUAUGUACUGUAAGCAUGCUGGUAAUAUUGCACUCAAUCACUGAACUUUGCAGACUGAGACUAUGUUCACACUACACCGGAUUGUUGUCUAAGAUUGAUGAGGCCGAAAUUUGAUCCCUGUGGUACUCCACCAUCCAACACCUUAGCUAUUUAAAGGGCAGUGUCACGGUGCUGAUUGGCUUAAAAUAAACGGCGCACAGGAACAUUUAAAAUUAAUGCUACAUGAUCAUCCUCGUUCGCAGGCAGCCAAGAAGCCCUGGGAACGAGGAUGCUACAAGAUUGGAAAAGAUGCAGCAGCCUUCAAUUUUUAAAACAAAUCAAGGAUGUCCUGCACAACGAAGGGAUUAUAAAUAGUAUAUCGUAUUUCACUCCUAACUUGAUUAAUUGUUGGCAGACGGUUUUUCAAGUUCGCGCAUAUUUUGGAUGCGCGGUAGAACCGUGACACUGCCACUUUAAAGGCUUCAAACCCAACCUCCCAAAGCCUGGUUCCAACAGUCGUAAAGAUUGAGUGAAGAUCUUUCUCAACAGCUGAAAUACAACAGUUUAACACUGAUAAUAGGCAGAGUGAUUAUAACUAGAGAAUACUUAUGAUUUGUAUGUGGUUUACAGGUAUGAACUAUUAUAAUCUAACCGUUGAAUAAAAAAUUGGGACUCAAUCUUUAUGACCGUUACGACCAUAUGGUUUAGCUAGAGUAAUACGAGCAACAAAAUUGCUGCAACGCAUGUUAAGUAGAAAUAUUGACACAUGUUGCUUCGUGAUUUGUAACUUAUGUGUAAACAUUUUCAAUUAACACGCGUAGAAAUCAGAUUUUGUUGCAAGUUGCAACAAUUUUGUUCCUCGUAUUACUCCAGCUUAAGAGAUAGUGACGUUAUUACUGGUCCCAGUCUUAGUUCUUCACAAUGUUCUAGACCGUGUCCCUUUACAGUACAACACUUGAAAUGUCUUUCUGUACUUGGGCAAACGCCACAGAUAGAUAAAGGUAUUUACAGCGUAGUUUAACAAUAAUAACAUAUCACACACAUUAAAUAUAUACAUAAUGACGUCAUGUGUUGUUUCUACGGUAACCACGUCCAAGACCCAGAAACAGACAGUAGAGAAAAGGACUCCAAGAAAAAAACCCACGGUAAUGAUAAAUAUUGUACAGAGAAAACGAUUUUGAUUUCGUAAACGAACUUCAACUGAUUUUUGAGCAGCUUUUGAAAUGGAUGCGUCUAUCUUGAGCGCCAAAUGUCGUUUGCGUAUACAGAAUGUAAUCAAUGAAUAACAAACUAGGGUUGCCACAAUAAAUAUCCCGUAUAACAAUUUCGUUAGGACUUUAUACACUUGUUCUUGGUGAAAAUAAAUCAAGAGAAAAUAACGUAUCCCGUUUAAAAGUAUACUUGACACCCAUGUCAUGGCUAACCAUUUGUAGCACACUUUUGCAGUCACAUUGACUUUAUGCCAAAGAGGAAACACAAUCCCUAAACAACGUUCCAAAGCCAGGCAGAAUAUUGAUGGGAAAUUGACAAAAGCGAACACGUGAUAUACAAAGUAAUUUAAGAUCCUGAACGCCCCAGGUAAACCAUUCAUGCCGCCAAAUUUUGUAAGCCAGAGCAGUGAUUCUUCCAUGAACAUCAAGGAAUUAAGGAGAUCUGAAAGAGCUAGGUGGAAAAUGAAAUAUGAAGUUGCAUUACCGAAACAUUUCAAUGGAUCUUUGAGCAUUGCGAGGAUCAACAAACCAUUUGCCAAGAUUGUGACUGUGGUCACUACCAUAUAAUAAACGAAGCUCCAGGCUUUGAUUUCCGCAAAGAAAAUUGGGCCAAAUUUUAUCACGUCUUCAUUGCUCCCGUUCAUCUUUGCAUUAUAAUUUAUGUUCGAUCAAGUCACGAUUUAAUAAAGUUGAGGACGAAGCAGGUGUUUUUAACGUUUAUAUUUGAAACACUUUUUAUUAACAUGAGACAAGUCAUUUAUAUUUAAUUAAAGAUUGGGUUUAGUCCACACCAGGCAUGUAGAACUGAAACUAUCACAGGGUUUGUACUCAUGUAGAUAUCAUAUACAUUGUUAGUUCUAUAUUUUAUUACAGUACAAUACAAGAAAUGUUUUCCUGUACUUUGGCAACCUCCAGAUAUACAGAAAAGGAUUGAUCGCCAUGCUGAUAAAAAGCAAAAUAUUGAUGACAUUAAACAGCAUUUCUGUACCACUUGCAGAAAUCAUACCAUUAUGCACAUGAUGCUUGGAAAGUGUACCCACUAUUAGAGGGAUUAUCCCAAAUAUGACUGCAGUGGCGUAGCCAGACCUUCAUUUUUGGGGGGGC
Messenger RNA from Paramuricea clavata, 5054 nucleotides. NCBI's taxonomy places the organism in Eukaryota, Metazoa, Cnidaria, Anthozoa, Malacalcyonacea, Plexauridae. The record is from the annotation of a GenBank genome assembly.